Coffea eugenioides is the source of this 546-nucleotide messenger RNA. RefSeq names its product 40S ribosomal protein S13-2-like. The record is from RefSeq and is a predicted model, not a curated record. Lineage: Eukaryota; Viridiplantae; Streptophyta; Magnoliopsida; Gentianales; Rubiaceae. Bases 1 to 546 code for a protein of 181 amino acids. The transcript is spliced from 3 exons. Gene Ontology annotation, cellular component: ribosome; cytosolic small ribosomal subunit; nucleolus. Gene Ontology annotation, biological process: translation. Gene Ontology annotation, molecular function: protein binding; small ribosomal subunit rRNA binding; structural constituent of ribosome.
AUGUCUAAGGGAUCACUCAAACCACUGAUCGAAGGCCUUAGGAUUGAUGACCUUUCGCCUCUUGGUCUGAAGCAGCGGAGGCGGCAGCCGGACCAGCAGCUCCUCAUCAUCGUCGGCAAGCAAUUGGAGGACGGUGGUACCCUAGCGGACUACAACAUCUGGAAGGAGCCAGAAGGAGUCCACCAUCCACCUCUUCCUCUGCCUCCGUGGUGGCUCCAAGAAGCGCAAGAAGAAAACCCACACCAAGCCCAAGAAGAAGAAGGCCAAGGCUGCCGUCCUCUAGUUCUACAAGGUCGACGACUCCGGCAAUGUCUAGAGGCUCAGGAAGGAGUUUUUCUGGUUCGGAGGGCAAGGGCAGGGUUUGCACCUGAGAUUCCAGAGGAUCUAUACCAUCUGAUCAAGAAGGCCAUCGCAAUCAGGAAGCAUUUGGAGAGGAACAGGAAGGACAAGGAUUCCAAGUUCAGAUUGAUUCUGGUGGAGAGCAGGAUUCACCGCCUCGCUCGUUACUACAAAAAGACCAAGAAGCUCCCUCCCAACUGGAAAUAG